CGCUUGACCUCAUGGUCUGCCCACCUCAGCCUCCCAAAGUGCUGGAAUUACAGGUGUGAGCCACCAUGCCCAGCCAGGAAUGACACAAAUGAAUUAUCUUGAAAGUAAAUGCCAUUAAGGAAGGAUAGCUGGAAGAUGGGGUGAGGGGAAUGGAGAAAGGACCACAGGGCUAGUCCCAUUUAAAUACAUGUGCCCCAUAAAACGAUUCCAUUUGACAAUAAGUUAAUUAUCUCAUAGCAUAAGGAAAAUACAAUAAUGCAGGAUGAUAAGCUUUCCUUUAUGACAUCCAACCAAAAAAGAUCUAGCUAGUACAAUUUCCUUUGCUAUAUUAGAAAGGCCGCUAGAGGUGAACUAAUUAGAUGGAAUCCUUGAGUAAAAGACUGGAUUAGCAGUGAAGAGAAAAAAGUCAGAUUGCUUUCCUUCUUUCCAUAGAUGUCUCAGGGAUAUAUUCAGUUUCCUCAGUUAGAAAAUAAAGAUAUGGUUACUUAAAUUUAGUAAGCGUUUUUAUGCAUACUUACAUGAAAUGUACAUUAUUUGAAUUCUUUAAAAAGAAACAGCUGCAUGAUAACAAAAAUUGUGUUAUGUUUGCUGUAGCUGAUAUUUUGCCUAGAACACAUAUCUUUCGGACAAGUAUCCUAGACACUUCUGCUAGUGAAUCACUCAGAAGGUAUUCCUAAGAAACAAUAUUUUUAAUCCAGGAAGUUUUGCAUUUUUAGAAAUUUAUCUUACCAUUUCCCAAAGAGGGACAGAUUCACUAAGAAUCAUGUGCUAAUAAUAUUUAUUUAAUAAUUAUUCCUGCUGAAAAUGUAUUAAUUAAUAAUGUUGGAACCGUGAGUGCAUUUUUGCCUUUAUUGCCAAUAAAUUCUUCUCAAAAGUGAGCCAUAAAGGUGCAUACUUCUUGGAGUUAAAGGUCUGAAUUAAGACAGUCCAGCAUAAGUCUCAUUAAUGUGUGAUCAUUUUGAGAAAAGCCAAGAAGCACCUAAGAAUCUCCCCCUCACUGUCCUGGUUCCCUGUUUCAUUUAGAGAUUCACUAUAAGUAACUGGAAGGCUUUCCUUGGGAGGAUUUAUUUGAAUCAGUCUUUCACAUGCAGAGGAUAUUGUAGAACAUCCCAGUUUUGCUGGCAGGAAUAUGAACAUCUGUUCUGAGGAAAGAAAAAGUUUCAUGCAAAUUACACAGCCAAAGAAGAGAAGGGCUGUUCAAGUUGAGAAACCAGUGACAUUUCUUGUAACUGAACUAUGAAUCAGCACAUUUUAAUCUUGAUAAUAUAUGGAAGUGCAAUAAAGUGGUAGGAAAUAGUGUUCAUUUUACGUAUGCGUUAUUUUAUUUCCUUGUGUGUAUGUGAGUGACUUCAUGGCAUCGACAUAGCUGUUUUUAAAUGAGGAUACAGUAAAUUGCAGUCCGAGGAAGGCUAACUGGAAUCAACAUACCUGUAGCUUUAGAAAGCAGCUUCCGCCCCAGCGAAGAGUGCAAGAGCGAUGGAACCCCAUGUUCCUGGAAGUUUGCACAUCAGAGUAAACAAACUUGAAAACCCCUCUUGAUAGCAGAAUUCACCCAGCCUUGUUCCAUUUUCUCUUAACAAAACACACCGCAAAAGCUCUCACAAGCUGCUUUGAUGAAGCCACAUGUAUUUCCCCCUUCACAAUUUACAGGAAGUUACUCUUAAAAGAAAGUGAUUCUGAUGUUUACCGCCUGUGUUAAAGGGACAGAGUUCCUUUUUAUUUCUGAUAACGUUUGAGCGAAAUACAGAAACUGUCCGUAGACUAGCACAGUUAGUACGUGAGUAAGGAAAAGCAAUAACCUGCUGUCCGGUAAGAGCAAAAUUCCUGCUACGAACAGUGCCUUACUGACUACUUGGAGACUGCAAGUCACAGAGGACACCAGGUAUUGACUGAUUAUGUAUGUAUUAAGGAAAGGUCUUAAAGUCUAAAGAAAAUGUGGUACCUCCUAAAAAGAGGGAGAGAGAGAGCACUUUGUGUGGAAGGAUACGGAGUGUGUUUAUAGUUUCAGUAAGAGUGUACAUUUUAAUUUUUCUCUUUCCCUCUGCCUCUUUGCCAAGUGGCCUGAGUGCAUCUGUUAACCAGAAGUAGUAUUUCUCUAGGACAAACUUGAAAUUCUUCAUUAUGCGUUGCCUUUAAGGAACAACAUACUUUCUUCCUGUUCGUUUUCCAAAAACACAAUGCCUGUGGCUGUGUGUGUGGUGUUUCAGCCAGCCUCCUCCCAGAUAAGGGGUUCCCUCUUCCCUCCUUUGGGUUGAAAGGAAAAAGCAAGGCUGGACACGUUUAUCAAGAGGAAAAGUGACUUCUCAGUAGUAGACUGUCAAACUCUGGCUGCUGCCCCAGUGUUCACUUUGUUAUGGCAGGUGAGGUUCACCUCUGCCCCACCCAGUGCUUCCACAAAAAGGCAAGGUUCCAAGUAUUCAUAUGAACAAGUGUUACUUUAGGACUUGGAGGGUUGGGGGUGGAGGAUGUUUGCAUAGUUGAAGCCUUGGGCGGGGGUGUAGGAAACUGCGAGUACAGAGGCCAUAGAAAAAGCUGAGACUCAGUUUGACGUCGUCAGCCGGCUUAGUCCUCUACCCAGUGACUCAAAGCACUAAAAGUCAGCAUAAUCAGAACUGAAGUCAGUAGCUCGCCCAUUUGCCAUUCACUGCAGUAGCAAAAGUAGUACUCUGUGGUGGGUUAAUAGGUUUGAGGCAGCUCCUUAAAUGAACAUUUGUGUUUCAUUUUUCUGUUAUUUUCCCGAACAUGAAAAGACGAUAAAACUGAAAUGGAAAAGAUCUAUUCCAGAGGGGAGCUUCUCCACUUCAUUGAUGGCUUUAAUGAAGAGAAAAGCAACUGGAUGCGCUAUGUGAAUCCAGCGCACUCUGCCCGGGAGCAAAACCUGGCUGCGUGUCAGAACGGGAUGAACAUCUACUUCUACACCAUUAAGCCCAUCCCUGCCAACCAGGAACUUCUUGUGUGGUAUUGUCGGGACUUUGCAGAAAGGCUUCACUACCCUUAUCCCGGAGAGCUGACAAUGAUGAAUCUCACACAAACACAGAGCAAUCUAAAGCAACUGAGCACCGAGAGAAAUGAACUCUGCCCAAAGAAUGUCCCAAAGAGAGAGCACAGCGUGAAAGAAAUCCUCAAAUUGGACUCCAACCCCUCCAAAGGAAAGGACCUCUACCGUUCUAACAUUUCACCCCUCACAUCGGAAAAGGACCUCGAUGACUUUAGAAGACACGGGAGCCCCGAAAUGCCCUCCUACCCUCGGGUUGUUUACCCCAUCCGGGCCCCUCUGCCAGAAGACUUUUGGAAAGCUUCCCUGGCCUACGGGAUGGAGAGACCCACUUACAUCACUCACUCCCCCAUUCCAUCCUCCACCACUCCAAGCCCCUCUGCCAGAAGCAGCCCCGACCAAAGCCUCAAAAGCUCCAGCCCCCACAGCAGCCCUGGAAACACGGUGUCCCCUGCGGGCCCCGGCUCUCAAGAGCACCGGGACUCCUACGCUUACCUGAAUGCGCCCUACGGCACGGAAGGUUUGGGCUCCUACCCCGGCUACGCACCCCUGCCCCACCUCCCGCCAGCCUUCAUCCCCUCGUACAACGCUCACUACCACAAGUUCCUCCUGCCCCCCUACGGCAUGAAUUGUAAUGGCCUGGGCGCUGUGAGCAACAUGAAUGGCAUCAACAACUUUGGCCUCUUCCCGAGGCUGUGCCCUGUCUACAGCAACUUCCUCAGUGGGGGCAGCCUGCCCCACCCCGUGCUCAACCCCCCUUCCCUCCCAAGCUCGCUGCCCUCAGACGGAGCCCGGAGGUUGCUGCAGCCGGAGCAUCCCAGGGAGGUGCUUGUCCCAGCGCCCCACAGUGCCUUCUCCCUUACCGGGGCCGCUGCCAGCAUGAAGGACAAGGCCUGUAGCCCCACGAGCGGGUCUCCCACGGCGGGCACAGCCGCCACGGCAGAACAUGUGGUGCAGCCCAAAGCUACCUCAGCAGCGAUGGCAGCCCCCAGCAGCGAUGAAGCCAUGAAUCUCAUUAAAAACAAAAGAAACAUGACUGGCUACAAGACCCUUCCCUACCCGCUGAAGAAGCAGAACGGCAAGAUCAAGUACGAAUGCAACGUUUGCGCCAAGACUUUCGGUCAGCUCUCCAAUCUGAAGGUCCACCUGAGAGUGCACAGUGGAGAACGGCCUUUCAAAUGUCAGACUUGCAACAAGGGCUUUACUCAGCUCGCCCACCUGCAGAAACACUACCUGGUACACACGGGAGAAAAGCCACAUGAAUGCCAGGUCUGCCACAAGCGAUUUAGCAGCACCAGCAAUCUCAAGACCCACCUGCGACUCCAUUCUGGAGAGAAACCGUACCAGUGCAAGGUGUGCCCUGCCAAGUUCACCCAGUUCGUGCACCUGAAACUGCACAAGCGCCUGCACACCCGGGAGCGGCCCCACAAGUGCGCCCAGUGCCACAAGAACUACAUCCAUCUCUGUAGCCUCAAGGUUCACCUGAAGGGGAACUGCCCUGUAGCCCCAGCUCCCGGGCUGCCCUUGGAAGACCUGACCCGAAUCAAUGAAGAAAUCGAGAAGUUUGACAUCAGCGACAAUGCUGACCGGCUCGAGGACAUGGAGGAUGACAUCAAUGUGGUCUCUGUCGUGGAGAAGGAAAUUCUGGCCAUGGUCAGAAAAGAGAAAGAAGAAACUGGCCUGAAAGUGUCUUUGCAAAGAAACAUGGGGAAUGGACUCCUCUCCUCAGGGUGUGGCCUUUACGAGUCAUCAGAUCUGCCCCUCAUGAAGUUGCCUCCCAGCAACCCGCUACCUCUGGUACCUGUAAAGGUCAAACAAGAAACAGUUGAACCAAUGGAUCCUUAAGAUUUUCCGAAAACACUUGUUUUGUUUCUUAAGUUAUGACUUGGUGAGUCAGGGUGCCUGUAGGAAGUUGCUUGUACAUAAUUCCAGCUCUGCAAAGCUCUCUUGAUAGCAAAUGGUUUCCCCUCACCUCUGGAAUUAAAGAAGGAACUCCAAAGUUACUGAAAUCUCAGGGCAUGAACAAGGCAAAGGCCA
Messenger RNA from Sapajus apella (tufted capuchin), 5032 nucleotides. It is a transcript of the gene PRDM1, whose product is annotated as PR/SET domain 1. The transcript is spliced from 5 exons. Lineage: Eukaryota; Metazoa; Chordata; Mammalia; Primates; Cebidae. Gene Ontology annotation, cellular component: nucleus; cytoplasm. Gene Ontology annotation, molecular function: RNA polymerase II cis-regulatory region sequence-specific DNA binding; DNA-binding transcription repressor activity, RNA polymerase II-specific; histone deacetylase binding. Gene Ontology annotation, biological process: cell fate commitment; regulation of transcription by RNA polymerase II. The record is from RefSeq and is a predicted model, not a curated record. Bases 2765 to 4840 code for a protein of 691 amino acids.